This is a messenger RNA of Ilex paraguariensis (yerba mate), 868 nucleotides long. The record is from the annotation of a GenBank genome assembly. NCBI's taxonomy places the organism in Eukaryota, Viridiplantae, Streptophyta, Magnoliopsida, Aquifoliales, Aquifoliaceae.
AUGGAUUACAUUUGCAGAACCAAUGUCCCUCCUGAUUCCAAGAUGUAUAAAUAUGUGGUUACUGUCACACCUCCGCCCCGUAUCACACAGGUUACCCUCAUUGCCAUCUCACACCUCAAGAUCAUCCGUGAAAAGAUGGUAAAUCUUGAGAAAUGUGGGUUUUCGGAUGAUGAGGUUUUGCAGCUUUUUGGACGCUCUCCUCUCGUGUUGAUGCUGUCCGUUGACAAGGUUCAGAGAAACAUGACUUUUGAUUUGAGUAUGAUGAAGUUACCGGCCAAAGUGGUGCUUGAUAGGCCAUUUUUGCUCUUCUACAAUUUGGAGGCCGUGUUAAAGCCACGAGUUCUUCUAGAAGAGAAGCUACAAGAUAUGGAUCUUGUCCCACAAAUCAAGGGACCUUUAAUGUUGAGGGCAUUGAGGAUGACAGAUAAGCGUUUUGUUGGGGCAUUUGUCGGAUGUCACCAAGAGGAUUUUGCGAAUGAGUUGAUGGAAUAUUACACAAAUGCAAAAGGUGUUGGACGUUUGGCAGAAUCCUCCAAAAAACACUUGCAUAAAGGAUUCCCAUUCUGAACAUUUUUGUCAAUCGGGUAGCAUAAUGCAGUUCAUUUCUAUGAAUGUUUACUUCUCCCCAUAGCAUUCUUGAGCAUUUGUGUUUUCUCCCUAUCGCAUUUGUUUGUCUUACAUGCCUACAAGGAUUGCUGUUUUUUGUUUCUCCGUUAAGUGCUGAGCGUUUACACAGCAAAUCUGUGUUCUAUAUGUCCUGCAACAGAUAGAAGGGUGAGAAAACUAAAAUUGCUGCUAAUCAGUAAUUAGUUGUAACUAAUAAUUGCAUGUUACUCUUGUCUUGACCUCUGUGUGUUAUUAAAGGUAG